AGAGUAGACAACUCCACGGUUUAGCAAUGAAGAUGGAUCUGCUACAAGAUGAAAGCAGCCUCUGCAAAGUCAUGAUGCUCUAUUUAUUAGAGGGACGAUCGCUGCAGUCAAUAGAGUGUAUAUUCAGAUCUUCCAAAACGAAAGGAAGACUGAUAUAUAACACCAUGAUCUCGGUUUAUGGGAACAUUUUGCUGAGGAUGCACACGGGCUGUUUUUGGAGAUGGUCAACAACGGAAUUCGUCCCAACGGUCACACCUUCAGGUAUCUCCUAGAAGCAUGGACCGUAGCGUGCAAACCACAGAGGGCUCUCCAAGUCUUUCAUUCCAUGAAGCUGCACGGAGUUGAGGGUGAAUCGUUUCACUACGGGGCGAUUGUUGACUCUUUUGCAAGGAUGAGGACUCCAGAAUACAUCCACAUGGCGAUAUGCUUUCUAAAGCAACAUCCCAUUGCACAUGGCCAAUAUGCCUUCAAUGCAAUUUUGAGCCGAUGUGUCCCUGAGAUGAAACCUUCUGAAGAAGACAUAGAAUUGAAAGAGAUCAUCAAGGAGAACAUUUCACUUGCUCAGGAGAUGGUAAUCUACUUUCAUGAGAAAGGCUUCAGAUAUGAAGUUCUUGAGAAGACUCAUUGGAGGUUAAAGAAGAGUGGCUUGAACUGGCCUAGAACCGUGAGGUACUGAUUGGUGUAGAAGGCAGGAGGGAUGCAGAGGCUUGAGUAAUUGGCCGUUUCUAAGUUCAACGCUUUUAUAAUUUUGUCUUAGUCUUCCUCUUUGAAUAGAACUCUUAACUAUUUCCUUUACUAUGGGUUAAACGUUACAGUUUGCUUUCCUUUUUUCAUUACCUAAUUCCUUACUUUGUG
Molecule: messenger RNA, 855 nt
Organism: Arabidopsis thaliana (thale cress)
Lineage: Eukaryota; Viridiplantae; Streptophyta; Magnoliopsida; Brassicales; Brassicaceae
Product: Pentatricopeptide repeat (PPR) superfamily protein
Exons: 1
Coding region: 221-676 (151 amino acids)
Source: RefSeq, marked reviewed